CUCGGCCCGCGCGUAUCCGACGAAAAUCAUUCCUUCGCCGUUCGAUCGCCGGCGAAGAGCCAUACCGUGUAAAUAUUGUCUAACAGUAAUAAUAAUUUAUUAAACAUCGCUACGUGCCAAUAUAACAUAUUGUUAUCCCGUCAUGGAUGUUUCUAUCGGAACCGACGACCACGGUUCAAAUCCUCGGCUCGAGCGUUCAUAAUAAAUACAAUAAUAAUAAUAUUAUCUUACUGCGUGCUAUAAGAGAUCGUUUUUUUUUUUUUUUGCUUUGAAGAAUUUUUUAAGUUUUUCGUGUGAUGACUGCUUGUCGUACCUGUUAGAAAUCCCGUCAUAUACGAUACUACUGAACAGGCACAAAUAUUGAGACUGCUGUGCAACCGGCGGAAACGCGUGGUGUGUAAUAUGAUAAAUGGAGAACGGAUCUCAUUCUACUUUCAAACUAAAUAUAAUCUCCCAAUCAACAAAUCAAAGCUGCCGAAGACCAUUGACUCUGUUUUCCUUCAUUACGGCCACGGCCAGAGAUGGUUCCCAAGUUACGGAAAAACGUCUGCAAGAUGUUUCCGAAGUAUUAAAAGACAAUUUGAACAAAGGGACUGCGUUGAAAUGCAAGGAGAAAAAUGUUGUAUAUCCCAUCAUUCAUUUUACCGAGGAUCGAAGUUCGUUGAUGUCGGUGCUACAAGAUCAGAACGAAGUAAACGAGCAUUUCAAAUUACAUCAAGGCGUUUAUCGAGAAAUCAAAAGUAUCGAGUGUGAGGAUGGAAACGGACCGUUCGUAACGACUUCAACUAGCAUCUCUUACAUAGUAUCCGGAUUUAAACUUCUCGAUACCAGUCUAGUGGAGGUAAUGAUUGAAUCAUGGAAGGAUUGGACAGGCGCUAGGCAUAUAUAUCUCCACAUUCCGUACGACCUGGGUCUCCAGAGGAUCUCGCUUUUAAAAAAAGUGGCUCCAAGUUCUUUGAACUCUUUUACCUACGUUGUACUCGCUGAGUGUCUGAAUGUGAACACAGAAGAAAAAAAGAUGUUACUGUUGGAUUUUGUACAAAGGAUGAGAAUAGAAAAAUUUCUAUCCGGUUACCUAUCUGUUUACGAGCUUCAUAAAACUUAAUCAACGUCAAAACUAUAAUAUUACUGCGCAAAUAUAUGAAACGCUUAUAUGAAACUCGCAUGACGUAUAACUUAUUACCUAGUGUUAAUUAUUGUUUUAACUUAAGUUAAUGUUAUUUUUUAUGUUUUUUGAAAUGUUUGUUGAUUUUUAAUAUAUUUUUUUUUUACAAUUACCUAUAUUAGUUUAAU
Molecule: messenger RNA, 1293 nt
Organism: Metopolophium dirhodum (rose-grain aphid)
Lineage: Eukaryota; Metazoa; Arthropoda; Insecta; Hemiptera; Aphididae
Exons: 6
Coding region: 410-1105 (231 amino acids)
Source: RefSeq, a predicted model, not a curated record